AUGGAAUCAAAAGAUAUCCCUACCGCUGUGACCUUCGUGAAAGACUCUCACCAUUCAGCGUUACAUGGCGAGAAAUACUGGAGCCGCCAUACGCGCAGAUUUGAGCCUCGUUCAAUCGGCCCUCAAAGUGAUGCAUUACGGGAGGCUAUAGAAAAGUACAAGGAGAACGCCGACGGCAAAUAUAAGUUCAACCUCACAGAUGCCGGAUGGAUCGAUGUUGAACGUGAACUUAGAGAAGCAGAACACAACUACGAUCGCAAGGCCGAAGGCUAUAGUCGAAAAGGGCGACAUUUUGCACGAAACUUAGGAGAAUAUUCCGCUGCAUUCUCGAUGUGGGCGACUCUAAUACCGACUGAUCACGGACUGAGCUUGUUAACUGCUGGGUUAACGAUCAUAUUCAAAAUUGCGCAGAACAACGCUGAGAAUCGACAAAAGAUCCUGGCUGCGUUUGAAGAUAUUCUAGAGAUCAUAUGGAGUACACAGGCUCAACAGCAAUUGUUCGAAUCCAGCCAAUUGCUAAAGGACAAGGCAAUAAACUUAGUCGAAGAGGAUGCGUCGGAUCGCUCAUCAGGCCAGGAAUCUUUUGGACCCGACCAAAUUCUGGGCAAUGUUGGAAAUGGUGUUAGGUUCUUCUAG
Aspergillus pseudotamarii is the source of this 636-nucleotide messenger RNA. RefSeq lists its product as uncharacterized. The transcript is spliced from 3 exons. The record is from RefSeq and is a predicted model, not a curated record. NCBI's taxonomy places the organism in Eukaryota, Fungi, Ascomycota, Eurotiomycetes, Eurotiales, Aspergillaceae. Bases 1 to 636 code for a protein of 211 amino acids.